Trichosurus vulpecula (common brushtail) is the source of this 1170-nucleotide messenger RNA. Its product is annotated as heterogeneous nuclear ribonucleoprotein A3-like. Gene Ontology annotation, molecular function: RNA binding. The transcript has a single exon. NCBI's taxonomy places the organism in Eukaryota, Metazoa, Chordata, Mammalia, Diprotodontia, Phalangeridae. The coding region runs from base 1 to 1170 and encodes 389 amino acids. The record is from RefSeq and is a predicted model, not a curated record.
AUGAGGCACCAAGAAUCAGCCAAACAGUGUCCCAUAUUGAAACUGAGUUGGAGGCAGCAAGUCCAGUCUGAAAAUGGACGUAAUACAGCUGCCCGGCUGCCCCAAGCCCGACUCCAGCCGCUGUCAGUACCACAUGAUCCAAAGGAAGCAGAGCAGUUGAGAAAACUGUUUAUUGGUGGCUUGAGCUUUGAAACUAUGUAUGAUAGCUUAAGAGAACACUUUGAAAAAUGGGGCACACUCACAGAUUGUUUGGUGAUGAGAGAUCCCCAAACAAAAUGUUCCAGAGGCUUUGACUUCGUGACUUAUUCUUGUGUACAAGAGGUAGAUGCAGCAAUGUAUGCUCAGCCACGUAAGGUUGAUGGGCAUGUACUGGAACCAAAGAGAGCUGUUUCUAGAGAGGAUUCUGUAAAACCUGGUGCACAUCUAACUAUGAAGAAAAUUUUUGUUGGAGAUAUUAAAGAAGAUACAGAAGAAUAUAAUUUAAGAGACUACUUUGAAAAGUAUGGCAAGAUCAAAACUAUAGAAGUUAUGGAAAAUCAAAAGAGCAGAAAGAAGAGAGGAUUUGCUUUUGUAACUUUUGAUGAUCAUGAUACAGUUGACAAAAUUAUUGUUCUGAAAUAUCAUACUAUUAAUGGGCAUAACUGUGAAGUGAAAAAGGCCCUUUUGAAGCAAGAGAUGCAGUCUGCUGGCUCACAAAGAGGUCAUGGAGGUGGCUUAGGCAAUUUUAUGGGUCAAGGAGGAAACUUUGGAGGUGGUAGAGGAAACUUUGGCUGUGGAGGAAACUUUGAUAGAAGAGGUGGUUAUGGUGGUGGUGGUGGCAGCAGAGGCAGUUAUGGAGGCAGAGAUGGUAGAUAUAAUAGAUUUGGUGGUGACGGUGGCAACUAUGGAGGUGGUCCGGGCUACAGUAGUAGAGGGGGUUAUGGUGGUGGUGGAGGACUUGGAUAUGGAAACCAAGGUGGUGAAUAUGGUGGUGGUGGAGGAGGAUAUGAUGGCUACAAUGAAGGAAGAAAUUUUGGUGGUGGUAACUAUGGUGGCAGUGGAAACUAUAAUGAUUUUGGAAAUUAUAGUGGGCAGCAGCAAUCAAAUUAUGGACCCAUGAAAGGAGGCAAUUUUGGUAGAAGGAGUUCAGGUAGUCCUUAUGGUGGUGGUUAUGGCAGCAGAAGGUUCUAA